ACCAUAAAGUUUCAAAAACAAGCAGAUAAGCUAGUUAUAGGACAGGUGAGGAGGUGGUCAACAAAAGAGCUUCAAUGCCUGGGCAAAGGGGAAGAGCUUGCUGCAUGAGCAUUGCAUGUUUCUGGAUUUUAGCUUUAUUUGUCCUGUUACUUGUGGCCGAUGUCAGAUCUUCAGCAGAUUCUCAGCUAUAUGAACCUUGUGGACCCCAAGGACCUCCAGGACCCAGGGGUCCUCCAGGGCUACUUGGUUUAGCAGGACCCCCAGGUGUAACAGGACCAAGAGGUAUACCUGGGGUGCCUGGAGCAGUUGAGAAAUGCCCAUGUCUACCUCAAUCUGCCUUUUCCGUCAAGCUGAGUGGGCCUCUCCCAGGACCCUCCCAGCCCAUUGUCUUCCAGGAAGUUCUGUACAACCAUCAGGGCCACUUAGACCUGGCCACUGGAGUGUUCACCUGCAGUGUCCCUGGUGUGUACCACUUCGGCUUUGACAUUGUGUUGUUUCAGAAUGCUGUCAAGGUGAGUCUCAUGUGGAAUGGCAUCCAGAUCUGGGACAAAUGAGCAGAGGCCAAGGACAGCCAUGAGCAAGCUUCAGGAAGUUCCAUCUUGCAGCUGGAGAAAGGGGACAGGGUCUGGCUGGAGUCUAAGCUGGAUAAAGAAGAAUCUGAAAAAGGAACUACUCACACUGUGUUUUAUGGGCUUCUGCUCAGUGGAAAUUAGGACAGCUAGGGGUAACUGCAUGAUUCUGUCCCUCAUGUAACACUGAAUUUAAGAAAAGAAGCCUUCUACUCCUCUCAUUCCACAUAGUUCUUCUAGGAUGAAGAGCUCACAAAAUCAGUAAUGACCAAGUUGAACAAAAUGAAUGUAUUACCAAUCGCUGAAACCAAUGAAGACUCAUGGUUCAUCAAUUUGUCAAUAAUUUCUUAUUUGUGAUUCCCAAAAUUCAAGAUCCUAGGUGGCAAAAAUGUGGGGAGGGGCAUCCCUGGCAGUCCAGUGGUUAAGACUUCACCUUCCAAUGCAGGGGGUGCGGGUUCGAUCCCUGGUCGGGGAGCUAAGUUCCCACAUGCCUCCUGGCCAAAACGAAAACAUAAAACAGAAGCAAUAUUGGGACAAAGUCAAUAAAGACUUUAAAAAAAUGGUCCACAUCCAAUAAAAAAUCUUUUAAAAAAUGUGGGGAAAAAAAGUGAGGUAGGAAGCUGCCCAGCCGUGUUGUUGUUAAAUAUACCAGGAAAACCCCCAUUCAGCUCCUUUUUGAAGCCUGCCCCGCCCCCUCACCCCCAGAGGACAAAAACCUUGCUCAAACUCUCAAAUCUAUUCUGAGAAUUAAGGAUAUAAAUAUAGAAGUAAAUAUCUCUGGCAGAGAUGUCAAGUUUGCUUAAAAGACCAAAUGAAGACGCUCCUCAUCAGAUGGGUCUCCGAAAGCAUAACUGGAUGGGUGAUAGAGGUGAGGGAAUUUCUGUGGCUUCAGAGUUUUCAGAUUAAUUAUUAAUUUACUUCAGGCUGCUACUUACCCAAUAUCCCUUCUUCUACCAAUUUCUAUUCUAGCUAAAUUCGUUUGCAUUGCCUCAACGAACCCGGUUAAAAAAUGUAAUUUGACCCCCUUCUAUUACAUUCAGGGUGGCCAUAAGAAACACCAUCCUUUCUGGUGAGAUGUAAGCGCAUGGUACUUGCAGGAGUCGUAUUUAAAAGGGAAAAGACUCAACUGGCUUAUGUCUUUGGCCCUUGGUCUCUGCCCUUUGCUUUCUCCAUUUCUGCUCUGAAGAGUGAAGAUGCACGUCUUACAGCUGCAACAGCCAUCCUGCAGGCAUCAAAUCAAAGCCCCAUAUUCCGUGGUGGAGCAGGAGGAUAAAAGUAACCACAUUUUUUGUACACUGACGUGAGAAUCUAAGCCAACUUCAUACUACUGAUGACCAGACUUUUAAAAAAAUAUUGGUGGGUUUUGUUUCUUUAUUAUUGAAUUAUAACUUAAAUAUAGUAAAAUGCAGAAAUCUGAAGUACACAGCUUGAUUAAUUUUAUAUGCAUACAAACAUGGACCCACCAUCCAGAUUGAUGCAUAGAACAUUUCUAUCAUCCCAGAAGACUCCUUUGUGCCCUUCCGGUCCACAACCACAUCUGCAGCAUUGAAUCUAUUAUUCUGACUUUCAGCAUCAUUUAUCAGUUAUCUUUGCCUAUUCCUGUACUUUAUAUGAGUGAUAUAAUCCAAUAUAAAAUCUUUUGUGUCUAGUCUUUUUUCACUCAUCAUAAUGCCUGUGAAAUCCAUCCACACUGUGGUAACAGUAGUGAACUAUUUCAUUGAAUGGAAAUGGACAGUAUUCCAUUGUGAAUAUGCCACCAUUUAUUUAUUUACUCUUCUGCUGAUGGAUAGUAGAGUGAC
Molecule: messenger RNA, 2368 nt
Organism: Balaenoptera acutorostrata (minke whale)
Lineage: Eukaryota; Metazoa; Chordata; Mammalia; Artiodactyla; Balaenopteridae
Product: protein HP-25 homolog 1-like
Exons: 3
Molecular function (GO): protein binding
Source: RefSeq, a predicted model, not a curated record